Molecule: messenger RNA, 1145 nt
Organism: Cavia porcellus (domestic guinea pig)
Lineage: Eukaryota; Metazoa; Chordata; Mammalia; Rodentia; Caviidae
Product: serine protease 29-like
Exons: 5
Coding region: 5-844 (279 amino acids)
Biological process (GO): proteolysis
Molecular function (GO): serine-type endopeptidase activity
Source: RefSeq, a predicted model, not a curated record
ACAGAUGCUGAGCCUGCUGUUUCUGACUCUCUGCCUCGUCGCAGGCUCUGUUGCUAAGCCCCAAGCACCAACCACCCAGAAAGAGCUGGUGGGCAUUGUGGGGGGACACAAUGCCCCCAAGGGGAAGUGGCCCUGGCAAGUCAGCCUGAAGGUGUACAACUACCACUCUUCUGCCUGGGAACACAUAUGCGGUGGUUCCCUCAUCCACCCUCAGUGGGUGCUGACUGCUGCCCACUGCGUUUAUCAUAGAAAUGAUGACCCGUCAUCCUACCGGAUCCUGGCUGGGGACAUAUACCUCUACGGGGACCAGAAGCUGUUGAGUGUGAAGCAGAUCAUUGUCCACCCAGACUACGUUUCUUUUCAUCUGGGUGUGGACGUGGCAUUGCUAAAAUUGGCAGAACCAGUGGAUUGCACUGAUAAUGUCAAGCCCAUCAAGCUCCCCUCCUCAAAUCUUGAGGAAUCAGAGAAGGAUCAGUGCUGGGUGACAGGGUGGGGCACUGUCCUUGGGUACCAAUGGCUGCCUCCACCCUUCCGUCUUCAGGAGGUGAGUGUGCAGGUGGUGAAGAACUCAGUUUGUGAGGAGUUGUACCACAAUGCCACUUGGCAUUUCUUUAAGGAUAGAAGGUUGAUCCUGGAUGACAUGCUGUGUGCUGGCAACGUGGGCCGCGGGACUUGCUAUGGUGACUCCGGUGGCCCACUUGUCUGCAAGGACUCAGAUUCCUGGAACUUGGUGGGAGUGGUCAGCUGGGGCUAUCACUGUGGCUGGGCUAUUGUUCCCAGUGUCUUUGCUCGUGUUCAUACCUAUGUUCCCUGGAUCCAGAAGCAUAUUCACAGUUCCUCCUGAGCCCAGGCUACUGUUCUUCACUGGUCAGCCAAGGAGAAGCUGGCUGCCCUCCUCCUAGCUUCUGCUCCUGCCUGACCCAAGACUCACCUUCUCCUCUGGCCUCCUCAGAGCCCUGGACUUUCUCAGUCACUGGCAGUGUGAAGGCUUGUGCCUGACUCUUGCUAUCUGUCCCUGAUGGGAGGGCACAAGGUAUGUGCCGCAGGGCCUCCAACUCCGUGGCAUUGAUGCCUGCAUUAGCUGAGCACCCAGCUGUCAGAAGAAGCCUGGGAUGUUUCUGCUUUCUGCCUCUUCUGAAUAAAGA